UGUUGGAGRAGCUGAAUUAGUAACUGCCUAACUUUGAGUGGAAAUAAAAUGGCAAAAUGUCAACCUAGUCCCGUAAAAUCGCCUGGACAAGUUUAUUGUGAUGUGUGCAACGUAUUCGUUUCUUCUGUUGGACUACUUGAAACUCACAACAAGGGUAAAAAACACCAACAGUUGGUUAAGUUAAGAGAAGAACAAGCAAGAGCAAGUAGAGUUAGUUUGUAUGUAACCGGUUUCAAGACCUCUGAAACAAGUGAGGAUGAAAUGAAGGAGUUCUUCAACGCUUAUGGACCAGUGAAAAAAAUUUAUUUUGAYAAAAACAAGGGGCRUUUUGCUAUUGUUGAGUUUGAAGAUGAGAACAGUGUGUCAUCCAUAUUGGAGAAGAAGGAACCUUUUGUUCUCAAAGAAAAACAUCUGAAAAUCAAAAGAAGAACKUUUGCAAGUCAAAAAUCACAGCCAGAAAGGAAAGGGGAAUCUGUAAACACAAAUUCUAAGAAAAGAAAGAAAAAUCAUAGUGAAACAUUGUCAUCUUUGUUAUCUGAUGAAACACUAAAGAAGAUGAAUGAAGUUUCAACUGUUCCACAACAAAUUGAUCUUUUAAUAAGUGAAGUAAAGCUCACUGACRAAGACCUUCACUUGCGCUCUCUAAUAUGCAAAAUAUUAAAAGAAGUCUUCCAAGAAUUUGUCCCAUCUUGUGAUGUGAUUCUCUUUGGUUCUUCUGCAAAUGGUUUGGGUUGGWCAGGGUCUGAUUUAGAUAUCACUCUUCUGAUUGACACCAACAUGGAUAAAUGGAACAUUGACUUAGAUGAGUCACUUGAGGGUGACCAAAGUGAGAAGGAAUCCRACAAAUUCAAAGACAUCCAUUCUUUUGUAGUAAAGGUGUUAAGGACUUUGGUUCCAGGAUGUUCUAACAUUAUUCCAAUAUUUACUGCUAAAUGUCCAGUGAUCAAGUUUACUCAUCAAACUACUGCCCUUUCAUGUGACCUAACUGUAAAUAACAGACUUGGUCUUCAAAAUUCAGCUCUUCUUAAAUGCUACAUGGACUUAGAUCCCAGGGUAUCACAACUAGUGUAUGCAGUGAGAACAUGGGCCAAGUCAAUAGGUGUUUCAGGGGGAGGCAGUGGUCAGUUAACAAGCUAUGCUUUAACAGUCAUGGUUCUUCGUUAUCUUCAAGUCAUCAAUCCUCCUGUCAUCCCUUCCUUACAAGAUGUAUCAGGAUGGCCUUUGAAAGAAGACAUGGAAGUUAAUAUUGAAAAAGAGCUUGUGGAUGGAUGGGAUUGUGGAUUUUAUAAGGACGUCUCUAAUCUUGCUCCAAGUUCAAAUACAAAACCAGUUGAUAAACUUCUUGAAGAAUUCUUUGAAUUUUACAGCAGCUUUGAUUAUGCAAAGUGUGCAAUUAGCAUWAAAGAUGGCUCUUGUUGYACUAUCUCAUCACUGGAAGAYRAAUUAGAAAAUAUCAGAACAAGCAAAUUGCCAGAUCUUUGUAGUAAUGAAAAAGAAGAUGAAACUGCAUCCACCUUAGCAUGGAAGACAACUCCUUUAUGCGUACAAGAUCCUUUUGAACUUACUCACAACCUGACUCAAAAUGUUGGUGCUGGGUCACUUAAAGACAUUGUUCAGUGCAUGAUAGAUGGAAGGAAUAUCUGCAGAAAGUUUUUAGUUGAAGCCCAUUCAGACAAAUCAGGUGAYAWUGGUAUUGUCAAACUUUUUAGGUACUACCCAAGAACAACGUCUAAAAAGCACAAGAAAGAGGGCUAUACUUUUACUGUUUGUUUGUCUAAAAGUUUAGAAAAAACUUCAACUGGUGGUAUACUUUUGUUGAGUUUUUCAUCUUUCAAGAGCUUUUUCGAAAGCCUUUGUAAUUAUCUAGAAAAAGAGUUAAGGAUAAACUGCAUGGUUAACUCUGAUGAAGAAUCAAAUGAGAGCUUCAGUGCAAUUUGUACAGCCAAGACAAAUACUUGGACACACUGCAGGAGAGAGAGACGUAAGGCUUUAAGGCACGAGUCAAAUACAAGCAUGGAUACUGAAGAAUUUACCACUUCAGAUGUUGUGGCAAAAGACCAAACAUCUAGUGAUGAAACCAAAGAUGCUGAUGAUCCAUGUUUGUUGUUUAGAUUAGUUGUCAAAAGAGACACAUCUAGAGAAGGCUCUGAGUGUGAAGUUAAACUGGAACAUCUAGGGGGUAAAGGUCUUCAAGUGUUUGAAAACUUUUAUGCAUACUUCAAAAAACAAGUGGCAAUUGUUUUUAAAUAAAAAGGAAGCUCAGACAGGUCCAUUUUGGGAUUAUUUUCAAGAGGUCAUGGUAGUUUUAAAAAAAAUGUAAUCAUAAUCUCAAUGGAAAUGUGAAUAAAAUAAAAUGUUCAAAGCAUGUUUGACCGUGUUGUUAUUCUGUAUAAUAUAUCAUAACAAUGCAUAGGGCCCAGUUCCCAGAUGAAGGUACUGAUUAGGCUUUUUCUCAUGUAGCAAGACAAAAGAUUUUUCUGACAAGGAUUAACCAUUCAUGCCAUUUUGUCUU
Exaiptasia diaphana is the source of this 2512-nucleotide messenger RNA. Its product is annotated as speckle targeted PIP5K1A-regulated poly(A) polymerase. The coding region runs from base 49 to 2250 and encodes 733 amino acids. Gene Ontology annotation, molecular function: zinc ion binding; RNA binding; poly(A) RNA polymerase activity. The record is from RefSeq and is a predicted model, not a curated record. Lineage: Eukaryota; Metazoa; Cnidaria; Anthozoa; Actiniaria; Aiptasiidae. The transcript is spliced from 6 exons.